AUGCUCUCAGCUCUCAUUACCCUUAUUCUAAACCCCCUCAUUCUAAUUAUCUUCAUCUUACUGGCAGUAGCACUCCUGACCCUCGUAGAACGAAAAGUUCUAGGCUACAUGCAACUACGAAAAGGCCCUAAUGUAGUUGGGCCAUAUGGCCUCCUGCAACCCAUUGCAGACGGACUAAAACUUUUCAUGAAAGAGCCCGUCCGACCAUCGACAUCAUCCCCCAUCCUCUUCCUAUUUAUACCAAUACUCGCCCUCACUCUAGCCCUAACACUCUGAACUCCCAUACCACUGCCCUUCCCCAUAGCCGACCUAAACCUAGGCAUUCUAUUCAUCUUAGCCAUUUCCAGUUUAGCAGUCUAUUCAAUCUUAGGCUCCGGCUGAGCAUCAAACUCCAAAUACGCCCUUAUUGGAGCACUACGGGCCGUAGCCCAGACUAUUUCCUACGAAGUAAGUCUAGGCCUUAUCCUCUUAAACGCUAUCAUCUUUACCGGAGGCUUCACCCUCCAAACAUUCAGCGAAGCACAGGAAAGCACAUGAUUAAUCUUACCUGCCUGACCCCUAGCUGCAAUAUGAUACAUCUCAACAUUAGCAGAGACCAACCGAGCACCAUUCGACCUCACCGAAGGAGAAUCCGAACUAGUAUCAGGCUUUAAUGUAGAAUACGCCGGAGGUCCAUUCGCAUUGUUCUUCCUAGCAGAAUACGCUAACAUCCUCCUGAUAAACACACUCUCUGCAACCCUAUUCCUAGGGGCUUCCCUACUGCACUUCUUACCAGAACUUACAUCAAUUAAUUUAAUAACUAAAGCAGCCCUCCUAUCUGUCCUAUUCCUAUGAGUCCGAGCUUCAUACCCCCGAUUCCGAUAUGAUCAACUCAUGCACCUUAUCUGAAAAAACUUCUUACCCUUAACCCUUGCUCUAGUAAUCUGACACUUAUCCCUUCCAAUUGCCUUCACUGGUCUUCCCCCUCAACUCUAG
This is a messenger RNA of Amphiprion ocellaris (clown anemonefish), 975 nucleotides long. The record is from the annotation of a RefSeq genome assembly. NCBI's taxonomy places the organism in Eukaryota, Metazoa, Chordata, Actinopteri, Pomacentridae.